GCUUCAGACCUCACAUGCCCCCCUACAAGUAUUGACUUAUAGUUAUACUGCACAUUCAUUGGUCAUAUGAGAUCUCUAUACCUAGUUACUCCUCAUGUCUUUGUUAUUCUAUGUCUCUCGGCGGUCUCUGUCGCGUCAACUCUUCCGUGACACAAACUUGGCCGCUCAUAGACGCAACUCCAACUUCAUACCCCGGAUAUAUCUACCUAUCAUGACUUCUCGAAGCCAAUCUUCCUCAGCGAACAAGCCUCAACCUUCAGAGCCACGGCCAAGUUCAUCAGUUCUCUUAGUCUCGCCUGUCAAUGAGGUUUUACUCCUUCACCGUGUACACACCUCUACAUCAUUCGCCUCGGCGCAUGUUUUCCCUGGUGGAAAUCUAGAUCCUUAUCAUGAUGGCAUCAUACCCGCUGAAGACUCGCCAGAGAGACAUCAUGAUGGACAAGCGUACAGGAUUGGUGCUAUCAGAGAGACUUUUGAAGAGACUGGUAUCUUAUUGGCCAAGAAAGACAACGGGCUGGUAAACUUGACAGUCGAAGAGAGAGACACUGCAAGGAAAAUGAUACACGGAAACCAAGUCAAGUUUCUCGAGUGGCUAAAGUCAGUAGGCGCCGAGCCAGACUUGGAUGGCCUCAUCCCUUUUACGCGCUGGAUCACACCCGCCACCAACACAAAACGCUUCACUACACAGAUGUAUCUGUACAUGCUACCACAGUCGCAGAGUGACAUGCCCUCGGAGAUGCUAAUCCCAACACCAGACAAUGGCAUUGAACACACAGCAGCCCUCUUUGCGCCUGCACAAUCAUUCCUCGCCCGUGCCGCCACAAACAGCAUCAUCCUGUUCCCUCCGCAAUACUUCCUCCUAAGUUUAGUUGCCAGAGUCUUCCAGAACUCAAAAGCAUCAUCAGAUGGACAGGGCCCCCUACAAAUCACAGCACAGAGAGAAAACUUGCUUUCUUUUCUAAACCGAGUGCCUACAGCAGAGACAGAAAAGGGACAAGCACACAAGACAGCAAUGAUUCCAUGGAGCGAGAAGGUCAUGAGUCCUCAUAAUCUUUUUAUUAGACAACAAGACAAGAGAAUUGUUCUUGGAUUAGACAAACCGGGACCGGAACUCAGGGGCUCUGAGAGAGGUGGUGAUUGGGAACACGUGGUCCUUGUUAACUUUGGUAAUGGAGGACCAACUAAUGUUGAAGUGAGGCGAAGAGAAGAUGCUUUAGAAGAGGAGAGAAAGGUUAAAGCUGAUGGUGAGAAACUCUGAGUUUUCAUAGACAUAGAGACUGUCGAAUGAUAUCGAGGUUGAGAUUUGCAUUUACGAUUGAUCCACAUAACAUGAUUAAAGUUGCAUAAGUCAGUAUAUCAUAGGGAAAGGACGAUGAG
Fusarium redolens is the source of this 1377-nucleotide messenger RNA. RefSeq lists its product as uncharacterized. The record is from RefSeq and is a predicted model, not a curated record. The coding region runs from base 95 to 1258 and encodes 387 amino acids. Gene Ontology annotation, cellular component: mitochondrion. Lineage: Eukaryota; Fungi; Ascomycota; Sordariomycetes; Hypocreales; Nectriaceae. Gene Ontology annotation, molecular function: hydrolase activity, acting on acid anhydrides, in phosphorus-containing anhydrides. The transcript is spliced from 2 exons.